CAUGAAAUACGCAAACGAUUUGAGAUUUUUAGAGAGAGAAGGAGUAACUCUAUUGGGAAACGGAAACCGAUGCUCAUGAACCCCACCGAGUUAUUAUGACGAGAAUCAAUUCGUUCUGGGAGCAUAAGAGAAAGCGCAAAAUUGCAAAAUCUCUCUUUAUAACUUCUCCGCUCUUCUUGUGAUCAGCUUUUAAUUGUUGUUCAUGUCAACAGUUUCGAUGUUCUUCUCUCUUAGAUUCGAUCUCUGCUAAUUCUUUUCUGCAUUCACAAACCCAUCAUCUUUCUUGUGUUUUUUUCCCCAAUCUGGUCUGUUCGUUCGGCAACAAUGUCGUCUGGGUACCCAGGCGGUGGCGAUUUUUACAACUCUACCGGGAUCGGCGGUGGAUCGGCUGCGAUUAACAAUGGCCAAGUUCGGUAUAGAUCUCAACUUGGAGGAAUUCUUCGUGAUGUGUCUUCUCCGACGAUCUUUCCACGGAGAACUGAGAUGGUUGCGAAGCGACCGCUUCCAGAACUAGAUAUACAGUACCACCUGCAACAACUGCAACAGCAACAGCAACAGCAACAUCAACAUCAACAUCAACAACAGCAGUUGGGAGGAGGUGCGUUUCUAAGGUCCGUCAAACAGAGGAGUUACCACCAUGCGUCUCCCAUAUCUCCUCUUUCUCCGGGCGAUUUCUCCCCACCGGAUGCUCCUGCUGCGCCGUUCACUUUAUCAGGAAGGUACGGACUCCCCCUUGUGCAACAACUUCGGCCGCAGUCCAUUAACCCCAACCCCAACAUCAACCAUCACCAAAGUAACGUCCCUUCUUGUAACCCUUCUCUGUCUGGAUUAUCCUUGACUAAUUCUCUACUACCCAACAACAAUAACCGACCCGUGGCUUUAGAUUCGGAGCCUGAAUCAGAAAAAAAGAUGAGAAAUCGGCUUCAAGAGCUGGAGAAACAGCUUUUAGAUGAUGUCGAUGAAGACGAAGGAGAUGCCGCUUCGGUUAUUACUAACAGCAACAGUGAGUGGAGCGAAACCGGGAAUCUGAUCGGCACCCCCAACCAGAAUCAGAAUCAGAACCAGAACCAGAACCAGAACCAGAACCAAAAGCCUCUCUCGCCUUCCCCAACCUCAUCAUCGUCUUCGUCUUCUUCUUCUUCAGCUUCUGGUUCUUCGAAACAGUCUUUUCUUGACGUCGCUGCCGCCAUUUCCGAAGGAAAGAUUGAAGCAGCGGCGGCGACUCUUGCACGGCUAAAACAGGUCUCGAACGCCAGAGGAGAUCCGGAGCAGAGGCUAACGGCUUACAUGGUGUCUGCCCUCCAGUCCAGAGUCAACCCAUCUGAGAAUCCUCCGCCGGUGGCGGAGCUCGGCAGUAACGAGCACAUGAUUGCUACCCAAAUGUUGUAUGAAGCCUCCCCCUGUUUCAAACUAGGGUUCAUGGCGGCCAAUCUCGCCAUCCUUGAAGCCACAAGAGACCAGCCCAAUAAUGUCCACGUCGUGGACUUUGAUAUCGGACAGGGAAUCCAGUACAUGAGCCUCAUCCAUGCUCUUUCAGAGCGACAAUCCGGCAAACCCACCACCGUGAAGAUCACCACCAUCAUCGAACCUGGCAGCAAUCAAAACGAAGAAGGGUUACGAGUUGUGGGUGAUCGCCUGAAAAAGCUCGCUGACAAACUAGGCGUCAACCUAAAAUUCAAUGCCGUGAGUCGUAGAAUCACUGAUCUGGACAGGGACUCACUGGGUUGCGACGCCGACGAGGCACUGGCGGUGAAUUUCGCGUUCAAGCUCUACAGAAUGGCGGACGAGAGUGUAUCAACGGAGAACCCUCGAGACCAAUUGCUCAGAAUGGUGAAAGGGUUAUCCCCUCGGGUGGUGACGAUGGUAGAGCAAGAGAUGAAUACCAACACAGCACCGUUCGGAGCUCGAGUUGCAGAGGCCUGCGGUUACUACGGUGCCCUGUUUGACUCACUCGACUUGACGAUUUCACGAGACGGUGCAGAACGAGUCCGUGUAGAAGAGUGUUUGGGGAGGAAAGCGGCGAACACGGUGGCGUGUGAAGGAAGGGAACGAGUAGAGCGGUGCGAGGUUUUUGGCAAGUGGAGGGCUCGGAUGGGGAUGGCUGGAUUCGAGGCGAGACCACUGAGUCAACAGAUGGCCGACUCGUUACGUGCCAAACUCAUAUCGCUUACUCGGAACAACCCGAGUUUCACCAUAAAGCUAGAAGCCGGAGGGAUCUGUUUGGGAUGGAUGGGUCGAGUUCUCACCGUCACAUCUGCUUGGCGUUAAACGUAAAGUUGAAAACAAACAAACCCCUUUUUAGUUUUGUCUUCUUUUUAUUUAUUUAAUUUGACUAAACUGUUAAUUGGUUUCUUUUUAUUGUACUUGGUGUAAUAUUAUAUUAUGAUUAUUACCCCUAUAUGGAGAGGGGGUUUCCACUUUCCUGCAUUGGCAGUCAAGAAACCUUACCUAUACUAUCAUCUUUGUUAGCCACGUGGCAAUUUCAUAUAUAUAUUUGAUCAGGGGAUGGUUAUAUGA
This is a messenger RNA of Macadamia integrifolia, 2517 nucleotides long. RefSeq names its product scarecrow-like protein 8. The transcript has a single exon. Bases 325 to 2268 code for a protein of 647 amino acids. The record is from RefSeq and is a predicted model, not a curated record. NCBI's taxonomy places the organism in Eukaryota, Viridiplantae, Streptophyta, Magnoliopsida, Proteales, Proteaceae. Gene Ontology annotation, cellular component: nucleus. Gene Ontology annotation, biological process: regulation of DNA-templated transcription. Gene Ontology annotation, molecular function: DNA-binding transcription factor activity; sequence-specific DNA binding.